Molecule: messenger RNA, 1175 nt
Organism: Conger conger (European conger)
Lineage: Eukaryota; Metazoa; Chordata; Actinopteri; Anguilliformes; Congridae
Exons: 6
Coding region: 117-773 (218 amino acids)
Source: RefSeq, a predicted model, not a curated record
GCUUCAAAUUCCAGCCACCAGGACACACACACAUUUAUAAAAUCAACACUCGAGACCAAGACCACUAGACAGAGCCAUCAAAGGAAGGAAGGAAGGAAGAGCAGAACGGCAUAAACAUGAAGCAGAUAACCCUGAGGCUAUGUUUAGCACUGCCAAUGUUUUUCCUGCCGGGCCCAUCUCUACAGGAAGCGACCAACUCCAGCAGCUGCUCCUCAGAGUCGGCCGAGACCAUGCGUCUGACCGAUCAGCUGAAGGAAUCGCUGGACUGCGUAGACACGUUGGCAAGCGUGUGGGCAGACAAUGAGACCGCCUCGGUGCUGUCCUCCCUCACCACGGCCGUUAAAGUUCUGCAGGGCCACCAGAAAUCAGCUUGUCUCCAAGCCCAUCCCAAGCAGUGUCCAGCACCAGGGGUGCCCAGUAAAGGAGGACUGGUGUGUGCAACCAUAGGAGACGCACGCUACUGCAAGCCCAUGUGCAACGAGGGAUUUGAUUUUGACUUCCUCAGAAGGAGUCGGCUGUAUGAGGAGUGCAAAGCAGGGAUCAAGCCCACUUGGACCACGCAAUACAUCGGUGGGAAAACACUGGCCAUCUGUAACAAGGCCGCCAUUGCAAUCUCGGGAGCCACGUCCGCCUACUUCCCCAAGGACCAGGACUGCCUGAAAACCAAGAGCGAGAGCGACUUGGAGAGGGAGGUCAUCCAGACCUUUGUGUCCGAGCUGAAGGCCAAAGGAAUCCGGGGGACGGCGGAGUACAAGUGCCUCACCUGUGGAUGACCAACGCGCUGUACAAAAACCAGCUGGUUAACAAUGGACUUGUGUUCUUCACCGGAUUCUGCCUUAUUAUAACUACACGAUCUGCUGCCAUCUGCAACUUGUGCAAAUACUGUUGACACAGCAGGUUAACUUGUAAACCUUGAUAUGCCUAAUAGCCCGUUUUCACUGUCAAAUAUCCUUAUGUCCCAGAUGAGUUUUUAUCAAGACUAGGUUUGACACAGUGUGGAAUGUUCUCUAGGGAGUAGGCAAAAUGACAGGCUUGGAUGGGUGGAAUGACCCUCUCAUCAAACAUUCUUGUAUUCUUAUGUUCUGUGCCAGAUGUUGUGUUCUUCUCUUCUGCAAGCUCAUCACUGUGUAAUAAAAACCAGCAACACUAAAACAAGUGUGAAAAAAUUGUGGCAU